AAAUGACAUUAAAUUUAUAAAUGAAAAUUUUCUAUAUGGGUCAAAUGGGGUCCGGAAAAGUUCACUUGAUUAAUUCACCUGUUACGUGACCACGGAGUAAGAGAUACGCAGUAGAUUAGUAUCCCAUUGGUGAUGAAGAGCCUUCUGAAAUUAGUCAAUAUGCGCGACAAGCAUACAGAAAUUUCCACAUGACAGUGAUUACUGUUACUUAAAUUAUGGAUUCUCAAUAUAAGACCAUUCAUCCUGUGAAAUAUUUGCAAGAUCAUUUGGCACAAGAUGUUCGACCAGAUGGUAGACAAUUUUUAAGUUUUCGUUCAGUUAGUGUUAACAUAUCAUCAAUUACACAUGCUGACAGUUCAGCUAUAUUUAAAAUUGGUAGUACAACAGUUGUAUGUGGUAUUAAAGCAGAAUUAACUACACCUAGAACAGAAUCUCCUGAGUAUGGAUAUAUUGUACCAAAUGUGGAACUUUCACCAUUAUGUUCUCCAAAAUUUCGUCCAGGGCCACCAAGUGAUCAGGCUCAAAUUAUAUCAAAUUUAAUAAAUAAUAUUUUAAUAAAUUCUGCAGCUAUUGAUCUGAAAGACCUUUGUAUUUGCAAAGGUAAAUUAGCGUGGGUUUUAUACUGUGAUCUUUUAUGCAUUAAUUAUGAUGGUUCAGUAAUUGAUGCUUGUGUUGGAGCUUUGACUGCUGCACUUAAUACAUUAACUUUACCAGAAGUAGUUUACAAUAUUCAAACUGGAAGUAUUUCUGUACAUUCGACAAAGAAAAUAAGUCUUUCAAUUAAAGAAUUACCGGUUUCCAUAACUUUUGCAAUAUUUAAUGAUCAGUUAUUAGUUGCUGAUCCUACAGAUGAAGAAGAAAAUUUAUGCUUGGGAAGGUUAACAAUUGUACUGAAUAAAGAAAAAAUCUGUUGUAUACAUAAACCUGGAGGAAUUCCAAUUUCAUAUGAUUUGUUUUUAAAAAGUUUAACAAAGUCAAAAAAAAGAGCAGAGCUGGUAAGAUCACUAAUUAAUACUGCUAUAGUAUCAACAAAAGAAGGAUUAAAAGAAUGAAAAAUUGUACGAAAUUAUAACAUACAACAAUAAUAAAGUAUUAUUUCAUUAUUUUA
Molecule: messenger RNA, 1108 nt
Organism: Megachile rotundata (alfalfa leafcutting bee)
Lineage: Eukaryota; Metazoa; Arthropoda; Insecta; Hymenoptera; Megachilidae
Product: exosome complex component RRP43
Biological process (GO): U5 snRNA 3'-end processing; nuclear mRNA surveillance; U4 snRNA 3'-end processing
Cellular component (GO): nuclear exosome (RNase complex); cytoplasmic exosome (RNase complex)
Molecular function (GO): mRNA 3'-UTR AU-rich region binding
Source: RefSeq, a predicted model, not a curated record